GGGCCCGUGAGGAUUCAUGUCAUAGUUUUCAAGAGAAGCAAUAUGCGAGCUGGUUUAGUGUUGUUACUCGGCGUUGCCGCUGUGGCGGCUUUCCCCCACGACCCAAACAGGAUCGUCGGCGGCUCAGUAACUACAGUCAACCAGUACCCGUUUGCGGUGGCAUUGCUGGCGUCGUGGUCCGGAGCCGGAGUCUUUGGACAGUCCUGCGGUGGCACCAUCAUCAACAAUAGAUCUGUCCUCAGUGCUGCUCAUUGCUUCGUAAUGCUGUCUUUGCCGAUUCAAUGGCGCAGUCGUAUCGGGUCUUCAUUCGCGAGCAGCGGCGGCAGUGUGUUCACCACGGCCCAGAUCAUCAGACAUCCGAGCUACAACUCGGCGAUCCAAGACAAUGAUAUCGCCAUCUUGCGCGUGUCAGGCACCAUCGCAUGGGUUCCCACCGUCGUCGCCCCCGCCAGCAUUGCCGGCGCCAACUACAACCUCGGAGAUAAUCAAGUCGUCUGGGCUAUCGGAUGGGGACGCACUUCUACGGGCGGUGCUACAUCGGAGCAGCUGCGCCACGUUCAGAUCUGGACUGUGAACCAGGCGGUGUGCGUGCAGAGAUAUCGCCAACUGGGGCUGCAAGUGACCGACAACAUGGUGUGCGCCGGGUGGCUGGACGUUGGGCAGCGCGACCAGUGCCAGGGCGACUCCGGCGGUCCUCUCCUACACAACAACGUCGUGGUCGGCGUCUGUUCCUGGGGCGACGAGUGCGCCCACCCAUACUACCCCGGCGUCAACGCUCGCGUUUCCCGCUCUUCCGCUUGGAUCGUCGCCAAUUCUUAAACGACAAUGUUUGCCUCGCCGGCAAAUGAUGAUUAAAUUAAAUAAAUGUUAAUUUAAGUACUUAUA
Messenger RNA from Pectinophora gossypiella (pink bollworm), 885 nucleotides. Its product is annotated as trypsin CFT-1-like. Gene Ontology annotation, biological process: proteolysis. Lineage: Eukaryota; Metazoa; Arthropoda; Insecta; Lepidoptera; Gelechiidae. The record is from RefSeq and is a predicted model, not a curated record. The transcript is spliced from 4 exons. Gene Ontology annotation, molecular function: serine-type endopeptidase activity. The coding region runs from base 43 to 819 and encodes 258 amino acids.